AUGUCGAAACGUGACAGUCUCACCGUGUGGCUUCCGAAGGAGAUGUACGGCUCCGUCGAACCCUUUGCCGAUAACCGAUAUAUAUGGUCCCCGAUGCCUUUUGACGAAUCCCUGCCCGUCGAGCAGACGUCUUUUAUUGAUAUGGGGGAAAACAGCCAACGACCUGCAAACACCGGGCCGACGACUUACGAGGCUCCGGUCCCGCCGCCCCCAGCUGUGCUAGCAGGGCCGACGGACUUGUCCGCUUCUGACACAGACUUCGAGAGGGACUUCCUUUUGAGAAAGAUCAGCCAGAACCUCAGCCGUAGAAGGCGGAGACCCCGCGGGAUGCAACCGGCCCGGCAGAAGCGCUCCGGGGUGGGGGAUGGGUCCCGGGACAGCAGGGGUUUCGCGGUGCACCUGGGACUGAAUCUCGAUAUCGAGGUGACGUUGAAGGCGAGAAUCUUUGGGGGUCUAGAGAUUAGUGCAUUAUUUGGCUGGAUUAUUCUAACCUUGAAGUGA
This is a messenger RNA of Colletotrichum spaethianum, 501 nucleotides long. RefSeq lists its product as uncharacterized. Lineage: Eukaryota; Fungi; Ascomycota; Sordariomycetes; Glomerellales; Glomerellaceae. The transcript is spliced from 2 exons. Bases 1 to 501 code for a protein of 166 amino acids. The record is from RefSeq and is a predicted model, not a curated record.